Molecule: messenger RNA, 4289 nt
Organism: Sphaerodactylus townsendi
Lineage: Eukaryota; Metazoa; Chordata; Lepidosauria; Squamata; Sphaerodactylidae
Gene: RNASEL
Product: ribonuclease L
Exons: 6
Coding region: 309-2396 (695 amino acids)
Biological process (GO): protein phosphorylation; mRNA processing
Molecular function (GO): ATP binding; RNA nuclease activity; protein kinase activity
Source: RefSeq, a predicted model, not a curated record
GUUUGUGACUUUGCUAAACAGACAGACUGCAUGAACACUUUUUGGUAGAGACAGCGUGACAAAGGCAUUGAUUUUUCUUUUUAAAAAAAUGAUCCAAAACAUCUAGAUUCAAUUUGUAAUGCAUGUGCAUCUGUGACAGCAUAGCUCUAUGCGGAGAGCUCUUCUGUUGAUCCAAAUUUCUGAUGUUCAUAUAAUUGGCACUUACACCAGACUGUUCACAUAUUUGCACUUACAAUAGAAAUAUGUUCUGAAUUAAUCAAAAAGCCAAUUCAAUCUCUUAGGAGGCUUCAGAAUCCUCUAGAAAAGGAAUGGCAGCGGACAAAGGUGAUCAGCUGUCCAAAGCUGUCCAAGAAGGCUCCAUUGAGAAAGUCCAGGAGCUGUUGGAAGAAGGCAUAGAUAUAAAUUUUAAGAUGAAUUUCGGCUGGACAGCCCUCCUCAGUGCCGUACAGGGAGACAAGGAGGAUCUGGUCCACUUUCUGCUUGACAACGGGGCUGAUCCCUGCACUAAGAAGGACAAUGGUGCUACCCCUUUCAUUGUAGCAGGGAUAACAGGCAACGUGACGCUUUUGGAGCUGUUUCUUUCAAAGGGGUCAGAUAUCGACGAGCAUGAUGAUAAUGGUUUCACGGCAUUCAUGGAAGCUGCAUGGUAUGGGAACGAAAGAGCCCUGAGGUUCUUGCAUCACAGAGGGGCAGAUGUAAAUUUGAGGAGAAUAGUGGAUGAGGAAAAAAGGGCUUUGAAUGCAGGGGGCGCAACAGCUCUGAUGGAUGCAGCUAAGAAAGGUCAUUUCGUCAUUGUCCAAGCCCUUGUGGAAGAAAUGAAGGCUGAUGUGAACAUCUGUGAUAAUCAAGACAGGAAUGCUUUAAUUCAUGCUCUGUCAGUGAGUCCAGUUCAGCCCUGGAGCGAUGCCAAAGAGGCAGCAGCCCUUUUCCUCUUAAAAAAAGGGAUUGAUACAACCAAGAGAGAUGAAGGUGGGAAGACCACUCUCAUUCUGGCAGUAGAACAUCAGAGCCAAGAGCUGGUUAAGGUUAUACUGGAAAAAGAUGAAGUGGACAUCGACGAUGCUGAUAAAAACAGCCAAACGGCACUGAUGGUAGCGGUGGAGAAAAGAAACAGCAACAUAGCAAGGAUGCUGUGUGAGAAAAGCGCCAGGACAGACAUCGGGAAUCUCAUGGAGAUUGCCAAUAGGACUUACAACAAUGACAUGAGAAAACUGCUUUGCCAAUAUGGUGCCACAGCUAAGUUAAGCUGGUCUGGUUCAAACCAGAUGCAAUGGAUAUCUUCCAGCAGGCGAUGGGGAUUGAAAUUCCAGGUCCUCUGUGGAAUGUAUCGUCCUAUGAUUGGGAAGCUUAAGAUCUUCAUGUGCAGAAAUUUCAAGAUUCAGAGAACCUCCCAAGGUGGUGUCUACGUUGGAUUCUAUGAUGGAGAAGAGGUGGCUGUGAAGGUUUUCCACAUAAGUGCAAAAACUGCAGAUAAAGAGAGGACAUGCCUUGAAAAAUGUCGUAGCAGCAACCACUUGGUGAAAUACUAUGGGUCAGAAGAACGGAAGACCUGUCUCUAUUUAUGCUUCGCUCCGUACGAGGAGAACCUAGAGGAAUACUUCGGGAGGGCAGGGAAUAUAGAUGUGAAGAGCAAAUACAUUCUGAAAACAAUAUUUCAGGCAGUGCAGGAGCUACAUGCAUUUGGGUUUGGCCACCAAGAUCUACACCCAAGCAACAUUUUGAUUGAUGUUGCUGGCAAGGUUUUCCUAGCAGAUUUUGAUAAGAGCAAAAAAUUAAUUAGCAGUGAUGCUGAGAAAAAUCUUAUAAUCACAGAAGACCUGCAGGCUCUCGAAAGGCUUGUCUUAUACAUUGCCAUGAGGGGCCGGAUGCGUUUUGAAGAUUUGCCCACCAAGUGUCCAACCGAUAUAGCCAACCAUAUUGAGAUUGAAGAUCUCAGAGCAAGUCUGAAAUCUCCUGAGGAAAAAACACCAGUGAGUGACCGUCUAGAGCACUUGAUUCAGCAUCCUUAUUUCUGGAGCAAUCAGACGAAAUACAGGUUUUUAAGAGAUGUUGGGAAUGACACACGCAACGCUGAACAGAAUAAGGCUUUGAAUGGUGACGAGACCCAUUUCAAAGACUGGAUGGAAAAGAUAGACAAGGAAGUUCUGGACUGUAUAGUCUAUCAUCCCCUCAGUAAGAAAAAAUAUAAAAACAAUGUGACCGAUUUACUGAGGCUAAUCAGGAACCUUGGGGAACACCUCCAUGAGCAGAGUAAUCAGGUGAAGAAGAUAUUGGAGAAGCCUGAAGAAUAUUUUCUGGACCGCUUUCCAGAAUUGACCAUGCAUGUGUACCGGACUUUGUGCAAUCUAUCAGAUUCCAAACAUUUUCCAAACAACCAGGCUCUUUCUCACCUGUAACUGGGCCAGUGAAAAAUCAGUUCCUUCAGGUGACAUUCUCUCACUUGCUUCCAUUUCUCAAAAGUGCCCAAACAAAUCAUACAGAAGGGACUAAAAAAAGAAUUAAAAAUCCCCACAGAUGAUCCAACUUCUCUAGUCCUAUAUCUGAGAACAAAUAGAUCAGAUCUGUUUCAGACUGAGGGCAAAAAUUCUGAAAAAUAAAUAAUACUUGAAAAGGUGACAUAGUCUAGAAUUCUGGGGUUCACUCCAUAUAAAUACACUGAAUACAUAGAGCUUCAGUUGCUUCUCUCCCUUAAUCCUGGCGAUAGGGAGUCCUAAAUAAAGUUAAAAACAUUCAAUAAGGAUGUGUCAUUCUGGCAAAAAGAGCAUUCUUUGGAAUAUGUGGAUAUUGGUGGUUUCAAACCAAGGUUUUCUCCAUCACUCUUUCCUAGCAAACAUCUUCCAUUAUGCUCUGAUUGCUUGACUUUGGAUCUUUUAAGAAAUAAAAGAGUAAUAGUAGCGCUUCUUGCUGGGAAGUUAGCUACAUACCAGUUUCCUCUUAGCUGUAAAAGGAAACUGUUAUCCUACAAUAAUGCAUUUGAAUUUCAGGCAGUAUUAAAAGCAAAAGUGCAGAUUCCAACGUAGGGGUUUUUAAAAUGAUACAGCUGCACUGGUCGCUGGGAACUCAUUAGGUUAUCAUGAUCAUAUCACGACAGCUCUUCCAACUUAUCAAACACUUGAGAGCAUCUGUCUCCAUUCCUGGUGAAAAUGGAGAAAAAUCUGCCAUAUCACCCACUGAAUUGUGCACAGUUUGGAAACCAUUUGUAUUGCCUGGGUCUUUCUGUCCAUCACAAUUCCCUUUCUGAUAGGUCACCUUGAGCAGUUUCUUAUAGAGGUGGCAUAAACAAAUAGGAGAGGAAGAUGCUAAAUUGACAGAAGUAUAAAGCCCUGCAUAGCAAUACAGUUUGCCAGGUAAAGUGCACUCAAGAUGGCCAACUUUCUGAUAAAAUCCCCUCCGCAACAGAGUUGUGUUCUGGCCCCAACAUUUUUAACUUUUUCCUUAAUGACUUGGCCCCUGCAUGCAAGCAAUUGGAUUCCCAUGGUCCUACCUUGAAGAACCAGAGUAUCCCUGUUCUGCUUUAUGUGGAUGACACUAUCUUGUUAUCCCACAUAAAGCUUUUUGACCAAUGUGCUGAAUAUUGCAGUAACAGUGGCCUCAAUAUUGUACAAAGUCUAAAAUUCUGGUAUUUUCUGAUUAUUGGCAGCCUACUAGGUAGUCUCUUAAUGGUGAAUCAAUUGAGCAGGUUAAGCUCUUUAAAUAUCUGGACCUGCAUUUUCACCAUAGGGCAGGUUGGUCCUCUCACAGGAAUAGGGUCAUUGCAACCAGAAAAAUCACCAUUAAGGCCAUGCUACUCUUUUUCUUCAACAAGGGCCAUGGAUUCCUUCCUGUUGCACUGCAGGUUUUCAGCGCAAAGGCAUCCAUUUAACUCUUAUAUGGUGUCCCUCUUUGGAUCCAUUCCUGGAAUAGGGACACUGAACGGAUCCAAUCUACUAUCCUUUAUAAAAUCUUUGGCCUGCCCCAUUCAGUACCCUAUGCAACUCUCUGUUUGGAGGCAGGUCAACACCUCCUUGAGGCCAGAGCCAGGGCCUGGAGUAUAACUUUCAAAUACUGGGUAAAACUUUGCUUUAGACAUGAUGAUAAGAGCUUUAUCUUGCUUUCUUUAUCCACCAAUCAUCUAUUCUAGUUAGAAACUAUUUUGCCUUAUAUGGAGCAACCAAUCAGUUUUAGCCUCAGCUUUCUAGAUGGUAGAGAAAAAUGUAUGGAAUGUCUUUGUUCUUUCUCUCUUGGGACACACAAUGUUUAUUUGGGUGUCUCUGCUUAUUAUUGCAAUAAAAGCUACUUUAUGAGACCAA